Molecule: messenger RNA, 1345 nt
Organism: Psylliodes chrysocephalus
Lineage: Eukaryota; Metazoa; Arthropoda; Insecta; Coleoptera; Chrysomelidae
Source: the annotation of a GenBank genome assembly
AGUCGGCUUAAAUAUUUAAACUUUGCUUUAUUUUUAUCGAGUUGCACCGUCAAUUUUUAAUUUGGCUUUGUUAAGCGGUAACAAUAGAACUACUGUGAUGCUAGAAGGUCCAAUGAUCACUUUUAACUAUCUUCAUGCCGAACACAUAACCUAACUUCUUCUGUUUCCAUUUAUUUUUUAUCUGAUUCGAGUAUUGCCGCCACAUUUUCCGCGUGUUAAUUGAGUUUUUUGAUUGUUUUUUAUAGUGUGUUCUGUGUUUAUAGUAAUGGAAGGAAAAAGGCAACGCAGUACAAAUUUUUCCCAUGCGGAACAAUCAAUUUUAUUAAAUAUAAUUUCAAAAUACAAAAAUAAAAUUGAAAAUAAAAAAACAGACAGUGUUUCGGUUACAGAAAAGAACAGAACAUGGGAAAAAAUACAGGAAGAGUUUAAUGCUUUAGCACCAGACCAUUCCUACAGAGCCGCCGUAAUGUUAAAGAAAUUUUAUGAAAAUAAAAAAAAAAAUGUACGUAAAGUGGCAGCUCUGGAAAAAACAGAGAUAAUUAAAACGGGUGGUGGCCCACCACCCAAUAUUAAAAAAGACUCUAACCAUGAUUUAAUAUUGGGCCUCAUGAACGUGAAAACAGUGUAUGGGUUAGACAAUGAAUUUGAUUCUGAUAAUCAGAUUAUUGCAGAACCCGAAGACCCUGCUGAAAAUGAGGAGUUUGUGUAUGAAUUUGGCAGUAAUGAAUAUUGGACAAUCGAAAAAGAUGACAAUAUGUUUCAGAAUGAAGUUUUUGAUGAACAGCCAAGAAAUAAUCCUAUAACAAUUGAUUCACCAUCUACUUCUCAUGUUCAAAUACAAACUUCCCAGACAGUACAAACGCCCACAAGUAUAAUGCAUACUAAUGAAAUUCAAAUUCCCAGUUCUUCCCAGACAGUACUAACACCUACGAGUAUAGCACAUCAUCCUAACAAAGUGCUAAAUCCCAAUUGUUCACAAAAAUUACCAACACCUACAAUACCACAUCACAACAAAAUACGAAUUCCCAGUUCUUCACAGACAGAGCCAACUACGAAUAUAAUGCAACCUCAUAAAAUACAAAUUCCCAGUUGUUCUCAGACAGUACCAACACCUACUAACAAAGCAAAAAACCAAUUUGUUAGAAGAAAACGUCCAGCUACUGUUGUAAGAGCACUUACAAGCUCAAGAUUGGCUGAAAAAUAUGAUGAUUUGGUUGAUAGGAGGCUAAGAAUUGCAGAAAGGACAGAGAAUGAGUUCAAAGAGAAAACUGCGGAACAUUUAAAGAGAAUGGAACUUUUAGAUUUUGAAAUUGCAAUAAAAAAAAGACAAUUGAAUUUAAAUUAG